AUGGGGUUUCCGUUCAAAGGAACAGAUGCUUCUGUUUCUGCUACGUCCGAGAUCACAUCCAGUCCAAUCGACGAUGUUACACCUAAAUCGUCUGAUGAGAAGCUCCCCCAUGUCGAUGUGUCCACCACCACGGCGAGUCUUGACAAGAUUCAUCACUCCCAUCAAUUGGAUUCCGAUUCCACCCAAGAAAAACCCGAUAUCGUUAAAUCGAUAAUUGAGCAAGGCGAUAUCAAGGAGAUUACCGAAGACGACUCAUCGUUUACGGAGAAUUCGCCCUAUGAGGAAGUGCGCGCUGCCGUGCGCAAUACCGAUGGUGGAGAGGUUGCUUGUACCGUGAGGGCGUGGAUACUUGGGAUGAUCUUCGUCACCAUCGGUAGUGGUUUAAACAUGUUAUUGAGUAUGCGAAAUCCACAGGUUAAUUUCCCGGCCUUGGUUGUUGUGCUAGUGGUUUAUCCUGUCGGGUCUCUCUGGGCAAAGGUCAUGCCGACGAGAGUGUUCAAUACGUUUGGUCUGCAAUGGACUUUGAACCCCGGGCCUUUCACUAUCAAGGAACAUGCCGUCGUCACCAUCAUGUCGAACGUCUCAAUAUCGUACGCCUAUUCCACAGACGCGCUGCUUGCGCUUCAAGGGAAACCGUUCUAUAACAUCAACUUGGGUUGGGGCUUCGCUAUAAUAUUCACCCUCAGCUCGCAGCUAAUUGGCAUCGCGUUAUCCGGAAUGUUCAGGCGCUUUCUCAUUUGGCCCGCAGCGAUGUUGUGGCCCAAUCAGUUCUCAUAUACUUCACUUUUCUACGCUCUUCACGAUAAAAGUAAAAGCGACGGUACCACUUCCAAUGGAUGGACCAUCAGCCGUUAUCGGUAUUUCUUCAUUGUAACGGGAGCUAUGUUUUGCUAUUAUUGGAUACCAGCUGUGCUGUGGCAGGGUCUUUCAGUCUUCGCUUUCAUAACUUGGAUUAAGCCAGAUAAUAUCGUACUCAAUCAAUUAUUCGGUGGAUACACAGGGCUCAGUCUCAUUCCAAUUACCGUCGACUGGACCUACGUUUCUGCGUACCUAUACGAUCCUCUCUUAGCACCCACCGCGUCUCACGUUAAUACGCUGUUAGGUCUGAUCUUUUUUGUCAUCAUAGCGACGAUUGGUAUCACCUACACUGGUGCUCUGUAUUCCGAGUAUCUUCCGCUCGUAACAUCGCAGACAUACGACAAUACGCAAAACGCUUACAGCGUGCAGAAGAUCCUAGGAGAGAACUUCACUCUCGAUCUGAACAAGUAUCGCCAGUAUUCGCCACUAUUCUUGUCCCCCACACUAGCUUUGAAUUACGGCCUUUCCUUUGCUGCCUUGACAGCAUCCCUCGUCCACAUUGGCCUUUUCCACGGAAAAGAAAUUUGGUACCGAUUCAAGACGGCUCGUAAUCAGGAACCAGACAUACACCUCAAGCUAAUGAAAAAGUAUGCCGACGCCCCUGAAUGGUGGUACAUAUCGCUUCUUGCACUCUCCCUCGCAAUGGGUCUUGCAACGGUCCUCGGCUACGACUCGCAAUUACCAUGGUGGGGUUUUUUCAUAUCCAUCAUUCUGGCGAUGGUUUUCGUGAUCCCGACAUGCAUGAUAUUAGCGAUAUCAAACAUACAGCUAUCUUUAAACGUGAUCUCGCCGUUCAUAGCGGGAUUUAUAUUUCCAGGUCGCCCGAUCGGUGUGAUGAUUUUCAAGGUCUUUAGUACGAUUACAUUAGGACAGGCCCAAACUUAUGUACGUGACAUGCCCCAUCUCAGCUUUACACUUACCCCCUGUUCUGAUCUUAAGAUGGCACAUUACAUGAAAAUCCCGCCCAAAGUCACGUUUUGGUGCCAAGUGAUAGCAAGCAUAUGGGCUGUCUUCGUACAGAUUGCUGUGAUGAACUGGACAUUGGGGGCUAUUCCGGAUGUUUGCUCCAAUACACAACCUAGCCACUUCACUUGUCCCAAUGGACGAGCAUUUUUCUCGGCAUCGAUUGUAUGGGGUGUCCUUGGUCCCGAGCGAAUGUUUGGUCCGGGUUCGAUGUAUGCCAACUUCAGCUGGUUCUGGCUUAUCGGAGCUGGAUUUCCGGUUGUGCUAUGGUUCCUCAGCCGCAAGUUGAAGAUCGGUUUCACACGUCACCUCAACGCACCCAUCAUGUUUGGCGCUAUGAGCUGGUUACCUCCAGCCACUCCAAUUAGUUUCUCAUCAUGGGCGAUCUUCGGUUUGAUAUUUAACUACUGGAUACGAAAGAAAUUUAGCGGGUGGUGGAAGACGUACAAUUACAUUACCGCUGCGGCGCUUGACGCAGGACUUAUCUUAUCGACCAUCGUCAUCUUCUUCGCGAUUACGCUCCCUGGGGUCACCAUACCGCAGUGGUGGGGAAAUGUAGAUGUUUUCAAUACGGCGGAUGCCUCGUACACAGCAUGGCUCAAGACGGUACCGGAAGGUGAGACAUUCGGCCCAGCGACGUGGUAG
Molecule: messenger RNA, 2466 nt
Organism: Hypoxylon trugodes
Lineage: Eukaryota; Fungi; Ascomycota; Sordariomycetes; Xylariales; Hypoxylaceae
Product: small oligopeptide transporter
Exons: 6
Coding region: 1-2466 (821 amino acids)
Biological process (GO): transmembrane transport
Molecular function (GO): oligopeptide transmembrane transporter activity
Source: RefSeq, a predicted model, not a curated record